AUGGAUAUCAAAAACGAAGUAAAACCCACACCCAGUUUGAAACUAAUCAACACGUCAAGUGGGGUUCGAGUGUCACAAGCUUGUGAUCGAUGCAGAAUAAAAAAGAUCAAAUGUGAUGGGCUAUCGCCUUGUCAGAAUUGUAAAAAGGCUGAUUUGGAGUGCAAGACAUCGGAUAAAUUAACCAGAAGAGCAUUUCCUAAAGGAUACACUGAAAAUCUUGAGAAGAAAGUCAAGGCACUAGAGGAAGAAGUUCGGCUUCUACGAGAACACUCGGGUCAUGAUAUAGGAACUAGAGACAUCACUAUGACUCCACAGAAGGGCCCGGUUCCAACAACGAUUCCCACCACUACAACCACCAAUGACAAAGUUUUAUUUCAAACGACAAAUCAAUCUGUGCAAAUCAACAACCCUAUAGACCAAAUUUUUAAUCUUGAUGACCGGGGAAUUAUCAUAGGUAACGAUAAUCUCAAUUUUGAGUCUCAGUUCAACCAUUUGUUGAUCAAUUUACACAUGCCAUUUUUGAAAAUAACCAAUAGUCACAAUUUCCUUCUCAAUGAUCCCAAUAGCUAUUUAUACGACCCUUCAUAUGCCAAAAAUAACCAAGCUCAUAACAAAGACUUGGACUUGGUUUUUAAUCCUUUAACUGGAACGAAUACAAGUUCUCCAGAUGGAGACAUGAAUGACUUGCCACAUGACGUAUAUGACUUAUUUAUUAAAUUGAUUAACAAUUUCAAAAAGGUUUUCAAAUCCAAGACUGAGUUGGAUGCUCAAAUUACACAGUAUUUCCUCAACUACAAUAUUUUCAUUCCCAUUUUUGACUAUACUGAAUUUAUACGAAAUUACGAUGAUUUUCACACAAUGUAUCCAUUUAUAUUUACUUAUGAUGAUUCCACAAUAAACGGGUUCAACUUGUCCAACACCAGCGAUUAUCAACUUGUAAACAGGUUUCUAAUGACAAUUAUCCAGACUUAUGCCAUGAUUUUUAUCAACAACCCCACCAUCAAUUUGAACUUGUUGUUGAACCAUUCGGAUCCUCAUUAUUCUAUAAACAGAGACAAGUCAAUAUUGAAGUCAUUGUUUGAUAUAUUGCCCUACUUUAACGGGUUCCAAAUUUCAACCAGUCAACUUCAAACGUAUUUGCUUUUACUUUACUACUCACUUCUUACCAAUAACAAAGAGAAAUCGUUGAUAUUGUCCUCGCUUAUUAACGCAUUCAUUGGUAUACUAGGUAUCAACUUAAAUUCCAAAAAUUUAUUCUUCAACGACUUGUCAUUGAAUGUGCAACAACGCCGCAAUAGAGUUAAAAUAUUUUGGACUUUUAAAGUAUUAUUGAAAUGCUUCAAUUUAAAGUUUGGUUUCAAACCUAGUCUCAAUACAACAGUGAUUAACCCUGUAACUAUUGAUCGAUAUUUUCAGUUGACACCGGAAAAAUUGUCUUCCUUACUUGGAGAUAAUGACGAUCUUUUCAAUACGUUGUUGAAACCAAGCAUCGAAUUUUUAAAUUUAUUGAAUAUUAUCAUUCCAUCCUCGUUUUCGCCCAAUUAUUACCAGUACUUGAAGCUGGAUAAAAAGAAGAAGGAAAAAGAGCACCCUAAUAAUGCGCAUAGUCACCACCGAUUGGAUUGGAUCUUGAACGAAGAUGACGGAGACGGUAAUGAUGGAAAUUUAAACUACAACUUUAAUCAAUUUUUAACAAUUGAUAAAAACUUGUCAGAUUGGAGACAGUCCUUGAAGAAUAAGGUGUUUUCAUUGAUUCCAUUCAAUUUGGAUUUAGGAUUGCCCAACUUGUUAAACAUAUCACACAAUAAUUUAUAUCACGAUAUGACACAAGAACAUCUAAAACAAGAGGUGAUGAUUCAUUAUUAUCAAACUGGCGUACCUGAUAUGUACACUGCGUCGCAGUUGAUUAAAAUUCAGCUAAAUUUCCAUUACGUACUAAUCAGAUCGAUGAAUUAUCUCAAUUUUAUUGUUGAUAAGGAGUUGGAUUUUGUGUAUUAUAAAGAGAUUGCUGGAAUUGCGCUGGAAGUGUUGCAAUACUUUAACUUGAUAUUCUACCACGCCAGCUUAGCACAGGAGAAAAGAAAUGAUCCAUUGGUGAACUCAAAUUCCAUAGUGAUGGAGAGUUUGGGGUUGGAUGUCGAUGAGGAUGGGUUUGUGAUUAAUGACUUUUCGGUAAAGAGAAGACGAUCCAAUGCUAAACCUAGCGCUGCAAAGCGAGUUAUUAAAGAUAUCCCAAUGUCACCUUUUAACCCAAUGUUGAAUGGGUUGUCCUUAACGGUUAUCAAUUUGAAGAAAUGCAUGGUAUUACAAAUGUUGUAUUUACUUAUUUGCCAAAUGAAGUAUUUGAAAAGGAAUGAGUUGAUUACAAAUAUUAACGACUCGGUCAAUCUUCUCACCAAUUCAGUUGAUUUAUUCAUUACUGUGUUUCUCAAUUAUAAACCAGGUGUUAAUUCCAAGAAAACCAAUGAGGAUAUAUUGUUUAAUAAAUUGAUGAAGGAUGAAUUAAGGCUGGAAAUUUUACAAUAUCAACAGCAACUGCAAAAUGAUGAUACCGAUGACGAAGAAGAGGAAGAUGAUCACGCAAAUGGGUCUGCUGAGAGCAAAUACUACAAAAGUAUCGAUUGGGAUAAUGAAAACUUGGAUGAAGAUUUAAAAUAUCUCAAAAUCUGCAAGUUUAUUAAAUACAAGUCGCUAUCAAUAUUAGAGCAGUACAACGCGUCCAAGAUGAAUCAACUGAUGAUUAUCCCACUGAAUCCAUUCACUCCAGUGUCUUCGUCUGCAUCAGGAUCUGGGUCGACCCACUCAAUAAAGUACGAGUUUGGGAACAAUUUCAACACUAACACCAACGCCACCAUCAACGCCACCAUCAACGCCACCAGCACCAGCAAUAUCAAUAAAGACUUUGGCGCUGCUCAUGAUUUGAUGGAAUUAAAGAGAAGCUACUCCAAUCGAAGCUUGACUUAUCCAAACACUCAACGUCAUGAUCAAUCUAUAUAA
This is a messenger RNA of Lodderomyces margitis, 2997 nucleotides long. RefSeq names its product Zcf16p (gene ZCF16). NCBI's taxonomy places the organism in Eukaryota, Fungi, Ascomycota, Pichiomycetes, Serinales, Debaryomycetaceae. Bases 1 to 2997 code for a protein of 998 amino acids. The transcript has a single exon. Gene Ontology annotation, biological process: positive regulation of transcription by RNA polymerase II. Gene Ontology annotation, molecular function: sequence-specific DNA binding; zinc ion binding; DNA-binding transcription factor activity, RNA polymerase II-specific. The record is from RefSeq and is a predicted model, not a curated record.